UUGGCCAUCGUGCAGCCAAUCGGAGCGUGGCGUGAACCCCUCCCGCCGCGCGCGCUUGGGAGGGGUGGUGCGCCAGGCGGAGCCGCGGUGGCCCGGAGGCGGUGGUGGCGGCGGCGGCUGUGAAGGCGACGCGUCCCAGCCGGACCAAGUCUCCUGCCGCCCAGAGCUGGCCUGGAAUGGGUAAUGGUGUGAAGGAGAGUACGGCGCGUGUACGUGAGGAUGCCGAGGCCAUCCUGCCCUCACCCGUCAGUUCCAAGAGUGAUCACAGGCAAGUUCUCAGCUCCCUCCUGUCUGGGGCCCUGGCGGGUGCUCUUGCCAAAACGGCUGUAGCUCCCCUGGACCGAACCAAAAUCAUCUUCCAAGUGUCUUCAAAGAGAUUUUCUGCCAAGGAGGCCUUCCGGCUGCUGUACUUCACCUACCUCAACGAGGGCUUCUUCAGCCUGUGGCGCGGGAACUCGGCCACCAUGGUGCGCGUGGUGCCCUACGCCGCCAUCCAGUUCAGCGCCCACGAGGAGUACAAGCGGGUCCUGGGCCGCUACUAUGGCUUCCGUGGGGAAGCCCUGCCCCCAUGGCCCCGCCUCCUUGCGGGUGCACUGGCCGGAACGACAGCUGCUUCACUCACCUACCCCCUGGACCUGGUCAGAGCCAGGAUGGCUGUGACCCCAAAGGAAAUGUACAGCAACAUCUUUCACGUCUUUAUCCGCAUCUCCCGUGAAGAGGGUCUGAAGACCCUCUACCAUGGCUUCACGCCCACCGUGCUGGGGGUCAUUCCAUACGCGGGGCUCAGCUUCUUCACCUAUGAGACACUCAAGAGCCUGCACAGAGAGUACAGUGGCCGCCCGCAGCCCUACCCCUUUGAGCGCAUGAUAUUCGGGGCCUGCGCUGGCCUCAUCGGGCAGUCGGCCUCGUAUCCGCUGGACGUGGUGCGCCGGCGCAUGCAGACGGCUGGGGUCACCGGGCAUCCGCACGCCUCCAUCGUGGGCACGCUGCAGGCUAUCGUGCGGGAGGAGGGCGCUGUGCGAGGCCUCUACAAGGGCCUGAGCAUGAACUGGCUCAAGGGCCCCAUCGCCGUGGGCAUCAGCUUCACCACCUUCGACCUCAUGCAGAUCCUGCUUCGGCACCUGCAGAGCUAGGGACCUGUGUGCCAGGGAGCGGGGCUUCCAAGUGCGGCGGACCACCGACCCCUUGUUUCUGAGCCUGUGUGGUGAGGGUGCGCUCGAUUCCACCCUCGGACCUGGGACGUCGGAGCACCUUGUAGAACAAGCUGGGGGGCCUGGUCGGGGUCCCAAAGGCAGCGGCCCUUGAAGUGCAAUGUUGGGAUUGGUGGGCGGGGCCUCUCGCGCUCUCCCCAGCCCUCCUCCCCAGGCAGGCGGCCCUGUUUCCGGGAUGGGCUUCCCUAAAUGACCCGAGCUGGGAGUGACCAGCACCACCUCCUGGUGCUCUGUGACCUGGGACACGGUCCUGGUUCUAGUGACCCAAUGCCCACGGGGCCUGGAGCCAGACUUCGCCUGCCCCUGUUCUUACAGAGAGGAGGGAGCCCCAGGAUAGAGAGGCCCCAGCCUCCUGGCCGUGGUAAAAUGGGGCUGGCCUCGUUUUCAGCUGGGGCUAGAAAAACAGUAUCCCUCCAACCCCCACCCACCCAUCCACACCCACUUCCCCCACCCACCUGUCUUGCCUUUGCCAUUACUUCCCAGAUGGCAUGACUCCUCUGUCACCAGAGCCUCCUGAUCAGGAACAGGCUUCUCCGGAUAGCAUUAUUUGGGUCCUGGACUCCGUGGCCCAAAUAGGGCCCCAGGAGUGGGUCAUCCCCUGUGUUGCUCACCCACCCGGUUUGUAAUGUUCCCAGGAGGUUCGUGCCUCCUCCAGCCAGCAGGGUUUGUGGAAUCGCCAUGGCUUUGGGUCUGAGUCCUAACCUGGAGGCAUCUGCUGGGACCCAGGUCACCUCCUCUGGGCCAGGAAGUUCCCACCACUGUCCCACAGGCCUCAUCACCAGGGGCCAGGCCUCAGGCCCUAACCCUCAGCCCCUAGGCACAGUGGCUCCUGGGGAGCCUGUGGCAUCUCAUGCGUCCCUGGCUCCCCCCACUUAGCGGGCACUUGGCCAGACUCGGGGCAGUUUAAGGCACACAGGGUGGUCUGAUUUGCAUAAACAGAGUGCAUGGAGGCGACCCGCAGCCUUGAUCCUCCCAAAGCGAGAGCCCCUGAGACAUUGUGUGGCCUGGGGGUGGGCAGUCAGGGUACCCCAGGGCACCCCCAGGGAGUGGUCUCGGAGAUGUUCCCUGGGGUCUGCCGGGUAUCACAGAUGCAGAAACACCCAUUUCUGAAUGACCUGUGGAGUUUCUUGAUUUCUUUUGGUUUUGCUUUUCAAUCAGGCUGCCCCUGGGUCUAGUCACAGUAAACCCUAACCGGCUUGAUCCGGUUCCGGCAGAGAGUGACCAGAGGGUGACCGGAUCAAUGGGCAGCCGCCCUGUGCAAAAGGGUCUGAGAGGGCAUGUUUGCCCCAUGCACAUUUCCAGUCAUGACUUUCAUUUCUCCCUUGUGUUCUGUCCCAUUUCUGUUCUUGCCUUGGACCUGCGGGUGUGAAGACCCCUCUCUCUGUCCUUCCUUGCAUGUGUCCACCAGCCGGCCUGAGUCUCGUCCCCGGGGCCCAUGGCUGUUCUGUUGGGGGGCUUCCCACCUCCUCUGCCAGCCUUGCCCCGUGCCUAGGAGAGGCAGGAGAGGCAGGGGCCCCUCUCAGGGAGAUUGGGUGGGGACCCAAGGGCCCUCUGGGGUGAGAGAAAGCAGCAAGGGCUGGGGACCACCCCAGGCAGGUGAGACCAAAGGAAUGGUUAGGCGGCACCCUUCUCUGAGCAGCAGGCUGGGCCACAGAGGGAAGGGCCUCCAGGUCCUGCUGGCCCCAGUGUACCUCCCCGAGGUGGCUCUCAGCUGACGGCCUCAGCAGCAUCCCCCCCACCCCCAGCCCUGCACACAGCUGGGCCAGUGCCCUCUUCGGCCUCACCCCUCCCACCAGUGUCCAUCCUGAUCUGGAGUUACAUUUUGAUGCCAUGAAGACACUUUGUUUAUAUAUAAUGUUUAUAUAUUUUAAAGAUUUGUGCCAAGAGAGUAUAUUUAAUAAAAAUUAAAAUGAUUUUUUUUUCCUGA
This is a messenger RNA of Lutra lutra (Eurasian river otter), 3138 nucleotides long. It is a transcript of the gene SLC25A42, whose product is annotated as solute carrier family 25 member 42. Lineage: Eukaryota; Metazoa; Chordata; Mammalia; Carnivora; Mustelidae. The record is from RefSeq and is a predicted model, not a curated record. Gene Ontology annotation, biological process: transmembrane transport. The transcript is spliced from 8 exons. The coding region runs from base 177 to 1133 and encodes 318 amino acids.